This is a messenger RNA of Daldinia caldariorum, 2419 nucleotides long. RefSeq names its product MFS general substrate transporter. NCBI's taxonomy places the organism in Eukaryota, Fungi, Ascomycota, Sordariomycetes, Xylariales, Hypoxylaceae. The record is from RefSeq and is a predicted model, not a curated record. Bases 367 to 1875 code for a protein of 502 amino acids. The transcript has 5 exons. Gene Ontology annotation, molecular function: transmembrane transporter activity. Gene Ontology annotation, cellular component: membrane. Gene Ontology annotation, biological process: transmembrane transport.
UGCGAAUCAUAGGGAUCAGCCCCUGUACUACCCAACUUCUAGACAGCCCAGGGAACAAAGAAGUAUGCAUUCUUUUUUUUUCUUCUUCUUUUUUUUUCUUCCCUUUCCUUCUGCGAAGUCGGCGCGUCUUGUACUUUGAGCUGCCGACUUUUUUUCUUAUUGAAUUGGGGGCUUCUGACCUUUGAAUAUUUCUUUUUUUUUUCUUUCUUGUCCACCCUUUUAUCUUCAUCAAUCCCGUGUUACCCACUGCUGUCCACUGCUGUCUUAGCAGAUCACCCGCCGCGCCAAGUUUCUUACCCCAUUUAUCGUUGGUCCAAUAACUCGACAAUAGGUAUAGGUGGUAACUCAGCAAUAACUUGGCCGGUCAUGUCCCAAGACAAAAUACCCUCUUCUCUCGAGGCGAACGAGCAUGCAGCCUCACAACUUAGAGAGUCUCAAAAUAGUACCUCUCAAGAUGACCUGCACCGCGAUGCCAAUGUCCCGGACUACACCCCUGAGCAGGAAGCUCGUGUAGUUCGCAAGUUGGACUUGAACCUGAUGACACUCUUCUUCGUACUAUAUAUGCUGGCUUACCUCGACCGCGGUAACAUAGGCAAUGCUAGAAUCGCCGGCAUGGCCCAAGAUCUCCAUCUUGAUGGCAAUCGAUACCAAUGGCUGCUUAAUAUAUUCUACAUUGCCUACGUAGUAUUCGAAUUUGGGGUCUUAAUGUGGAAGAUCUUCCCUCCCCACCUCGUCGGCACUGUUGUCGUUUUUGGCUGGGGUCUUAUCGCUACAGUACAAGCCGGUGUCCACAACUGGAGUGGUGAGAUGGCUCUGAGAUUUUUCCUUGGCGCCUUCGAAGCAUGCUACGGACCAGGUAUAAUCUACCUCCUUUCAUUUUUCUAUCUUCGGCAUGAGAUUGGUUUCCGAUGUGGUAUUUUCGCCUCCGCAGCUCCGUUGGCCUCCACAUUCGCAGGUGCUUUAGCCUACGGUAUCACGAGCGGACACUCGCACCUCGCCAACUGGCGUCUACUCUUCCUCGUCGAAGGAUUGCCGACUAUCCUCAUGGCCAUCUUUGCCUUCUUCUUCAUACCUGACUCCGCAGAGAAAGCUAGAUUUCUGACGGCUGAAGAAAAGAGCAUUGUAAAAUCUAGGGCCAUGCGCCAAGUCGGCACAAACGCAAGCGCCAGAAUAGGAGGGUUUAAGCUCGCGGACGUUCUACCGGUAUUCCUGGAUCUGAAGGCAUGGCUAUGUGGACUGAUGUAUUUCUGUGGCAACGUUACUUACUCAAGUCUGCCUGUUUUCCUUCCGACAAUCCUCCAAGACAUGGGCUACACAGCUAUCAAUGCGCAGGGUCUAUCCGCUCCUCCGUCGUUUGCAGCCUUUAUGUUCGCCUUGAUUACAACUUGGGUCGCGGACAAAACCCAACAGAGAUGUAUUGUCCUCAUGAUUACUUCCAUCGUGGGAGGAGUCGGUUACAUUAUCCUUGCCACCGUUGAAACCGUUGGCGUUCGUUACUUCGCCACCUUCUUAGCGUCGGCUGGCGUCUUCUCUACCAUCCCUAAUAUUCUUGGACUGACCUUGAAUAAUCAAGGUAGUGAUACUCGACGCGGAAUGUCAAUUGUUCUCAUCAACUUAGUCGGCCAGUGUGGACCUUUCCUAGGAACUAAUGUAUUUCCUACGUCGGACGGCCCUAGAUUCAUCAAGGGUAUGAGUGUGUGCGCUGCCUUCAUGUUCUUCUCUGCGCUUCUUGCACUCUUCCAGCGUCUACUUCUGAUGUGGGAGAACGCCCAACUCGACCGCAAGUACGGAACCAAGACCAAGGACAAAACCACCGCAGAGUCCAAGGACAUUGCCACGGAAAACUACGGUCCUAACUUUAGAUAUAUACCUUGAGACCCUUCAGAGCUAUGGGCAUGUCCUGCAGUUUAGGACUGUUGAUUCAAUAUCCCCUUUCCAGCAUAGCCUUUCCAUCAGAUUAGAUUUAGAUAUAAUUGCUGGUCAGAUAAUUAUGGCAGUGAAUAAGAACACGUUAAAUUAUAUGGAUAAUGGGUUUGAAGUAGAGAGAAUAGUCUGUUGGUAAAAUAAUCUGGGGUUAUGGUGCCCCCGAUUAUGCUAUGUCUAAUUUAAUAUUACAAGCAGGCCACAGAUGUGUUCUACUAGCAGGCCGGUACGCGGAUAUGAUUUGAAAAUAGAUAGUAUUGAUAAUAUUUAUUGCUAGAUACCUCACAAGAUAGAUUUAGAGACUCGUAGAUGACUCGAAACAGGCUGAUUAAUCUCAGUUUGGACUAAAGCGACUGUGACGCUUAGCCGAACGGGAUCACAAUAUUCUACGAAUAUGAAGGCACUAGGUUCUCUAUCAGGUAUUCCCGUGUUAGAUGUCAUAUACAGAGUGAGUGUCAGGGGCAUAGUAAGCAGUCUAUUGUAAAGAUGUAGUACG